AAAUAUCAAGGUCAUAGUUUCCGCAGUGGUUAUUUUAAACAUUAGUUUCCUACUGUGGAAUUAAGGUUUCAACUCACGCUGCUGUGUUGCAUUUUUUGGACAAGGUUUAACUUCAGACUGAUAGGCAUGAAUACGUGAUCACUGACUUCGUGGCUGUUCAUUUCUGAUUCUACUGUGUCACCGGUUUAUCUGUCCUAAGACAGAAACAAUGAGCUCUUAUUCAUCAGCCCGAACGACUAAUGACGUUGAAAGUGACAUAGACUUCUCCAUAUACACUCCUAGUAGCGAGUUCGAUUUGGAUUUCACAUUCAGAGGAUUGACGAAGCCAAAUAUUUAUGAAAAAGAAGAGGACUAUAGCCGCAAGCAUUUCAACUCACCGGAGUCACUACUCGUCCUCACAGCUAAAACAAUCGCUCUGCAUUUUCCAUUCGAAGUUGUUGAGUCUAGUCCAGUCACUGUACCGGAAGAAUUACAAAGACUUAUAGCUUUUCAUAGUUUUCCUACUGAUGAAGACGAUAUAUGGUUAUAUUCUUGUCUUAGCAGUGGUGGCUCAUACGAAUUCAACCAAGGUGAAGCGUUAUGGCUAGACAGAGCUGUAAAAGAAUGUGUUCAGAUAGGAUUUCAUCUAAGUGCAACUGUCUUAACGAGUCUUCAUAUCGCACCUGCGUAUGUGCCUCCAACAAGUAACGAAGAGAAUGGUACUGUAAAUCCUAGUUCUGCAGAUUAUUUUAAUCCUUAUGUUAUCAACUUCUAUCCGAAUGAUGGACAUCGUUUACAAUCAAAUCAUGAUAAUGCUGGGGGUACCAAUGAAAAUGUUACGAAUAAUACUAAUAACAAUAAUAAUAAUAGCACUAGCAGAAUGCGAAAACGUGGAUUCAAUAUAGAGCCUGAUUAUCCUGCUCAUCGUGUUUCAUUAACUUUUGAUCGACAACGAAUAACUUCGUGUUCAUGUACGUGUACAUUUGAUUUAGAAGAAAGGUGUACAGCAGUAGCAUCACCUUCAAAUACAGGUGAAAAUAAUGUAGUCAAUUCAGGGUCAAUGGAGAAUAUUCCAUUGUCUUCAGUUAGAAAUUCUAUGAAACCAAAUUCUUUUGCCUAUAGGCCAAUGAAUACCACAGAGUCUAAUUCAGGAAUGCUAUGGCAAUUUGGGUCUAGAAAUGAAUCAGUCUUCGCAAAUUGUCAUACUAACUCACGUCAAAUGCCCGACCAACCGAAUAGUUAUCUUAUGAGAAAUAAUUUGCUGAAGAAUGCACCGAAUCAAAUUUCUCCAAAUAGUCGUCGUUCAUGGUUGUAUAAUCAACAUAUUGCUAAUCAAAAUAAUGUGCAUGGUGAUUUGAUGCCUACAAAUGGGCAAAAUCCCACCGGUACAUGGUGUUCUCAUGUUGUUGCGACAUGCUUAAUGCGUAUUCGGCAGCCUGAAAAAGUUUUAUUACGUGCCCCAAUAUCAGAGUCUCUGUCAAAAUUAAGUAGAGAAGAUUUACAGAAGUUUGCUCAAAAUUUAAUCUGUCAUGUUGGACCUAGAAAGAUUUUACCAGCUGCACAACGCAUACUCGACCAGUUAUUAACAGGUACAAAUAAUCCUAUUAAGAAUUCUGCUGGAGCACCUGACCCAACUCUUGGUGGUGCAUUAGGUGAUGCUGCAGCAUGGUGUUUCGAUGGUGGUGUAUUAGAAGAAAAGUUAAGAGUUACCCUGCGUAGAUUUUGGGCUCCAAGACCUGUACUCUACAGUGAUAUUGGAUCAUUGAGUUUUAAUUUACCCGCAGAGAUGGAGAAUUUCCGUUGUAUACUUCAGUCACGUCGAUCUAGUGAACCACGUGGGCUAUGGGAUUUAUUAUCAUUUAUUGGAAAUAUGAUGAAACGACAAGAUAAUAAUGCUGUUUUACUUCUAGAAAUUGUUACACGCUGUAUUUUAGACAUGAUUGAGGUCAUGUUUUGGUGGUGUACUGUUCAAACUAACCCGUGUCAUUUUCCUGAAACUUUAUCUGUUCGUCAAAAACAAACCCAAUGUGGUGCUUUAUGGUUAUGCGAAGAAAUUGUUCAACUUUGGAGAUUGGCUUGUUUAAAUCCUGAACUUCGACCAAUUUUAAGCCAUGCUAAUAAUAAACCUUUAUCCCCUUCACCAUCCUCCUCCUCCUCGUCAUUUGGACAUGGUUUAUUUUCUAGCUCGAAUUGUAAAUCGUAUUCAGGUAAUAGUUGGCUAUUACAACAGAUUGCCCAUAGACUACAAGCAUUUCAUGUAUUCGCUUUAACACAAGCUGAUUAUCAGUUGAAUUCUACAACAUCUGGUGAUAAAAAUGUAGUGACAAUGUUUUGGUGUAAUACACUAGGUGGUUCUUUAUUUCCCAAUGAUAUUUUGCCUGAUCAAGAUAGUUCAGAUUAUAUCCCGAAAAAUGUUUCCUUAUUUAGUGGAUUUAUGCCAGCUCUUUCAGCUUGCAGACUUUCUUGGUCAUCAGAAGUUCCUCCAACAUAUGGUCUUUGUGCCACAGAAUUUUUCAAGUUUAUGCCAUCGUUUUAUGGAGCACAUGUUACUAGCGAUUCUGAAAUCACGGAUUAUGCAAAUGUUAUCUUAACAUUUUCAAGAAAUUACUUUGAUUCAAUGAAACACUAUUCUCCGAUUGAAUUGGACAACUAUUGGAAUAUGGAUCAGAUAAAUUCACAAUUAUUCAAUAACCUCCCAUUACCUGCUAAUCAUAUUGAGUUCGCUUUUUCAAGAUUUCAAGCAUUCGAUGCACAUGGAUAUACUGAACAAGCUUUACAAUGGGCAAGAUAUUUAGCGCUUUUGUUAUUAUAUACAAGUAAUGAAUUUAUUAAUGAAUGUGAACAAAUAUCAUUUGAAAUUGUUGGCAGAAUUAAAUAUCAAACUGUGUCUCAAAGUAAUUCAGUACAUUCAUCAAAUCGAAAUAGUAAUAAUAAUAAUAAUAUUAAUUCACAAAUGGGUGAACCAAGCAGUCAUAUGCAUGAAUCAUAUCCUAAUAACAACUUCCAGUCAAAUAACCAACAGAAGUCAACAUCAACAAAUUCAUUGAUUGCUGGGUCUAGCGGUGCUGCUGGGGGUAGUGGUGGCAUACCCGUGGGAAAUAGUUCAAAUACACGAAAAAAUGCACGAAAUUCACGUUCUAAAAAGGUUACCACUUUUUUAAAUAAUGUGAACAGUAAUCGUGAAACUACAGAAAAAUAUGCCAGUUCAAUUAAACUGCAUCCAUUAUAUAAUAACUUAUCAAUUGAAUAUACUGCAAAGGCUAUUCGUUGGUUGGAUCAAAUUCGCUGUGUCAUGGAAUGUCUUUCUCGUUCACACGAUGAAUUUGUCUCUAAUACACCUAGUUCUUCAAUCAAUGGAAAUACUUUUAAUAUUAAACAAACUCUACGUGGACUUUAUACAAAACCGACACGUUUUGAAACUCCAAGCAGUAUUAAUUAUAAUAACCUGAGAGCAACUGCUACUGCUGCUAAUAAUACUGAUAAUAGUAAUAACCAUAAUAAUGAUAAUAACGAAGCUUAUACCAACAGUAAUACUAAUGGUUGCAAUACUAACAGCACUAAUGAUCACAAUCGUCAAACAGAGGACAGAAAUGCCUACUUCAUUAAAUCUUUCGAUACAUGGAAGUGUAUUGAUAUUGAAUUAGCAUUCCGUUUAGGAUUUUGUGCUUUAAAAUUUCCUAGACCACCGUGUUGCAGUCCUUUAUUAGAGGUGGAAUUAUUCGAUAUGGAAGUUGGCUUACUGAAUCGUUUGUGUCUACUGCCAAUUCAUAUUGCUUGUCCGAAUGUUAUAUCAAGUAUACGUAAUGAAGCGAAACAAGUAAUAUCUGGAUUAACAUUACAUCAAAAAGAUAUUCUAGUUCCAUUUAACCUGGUCACCUACUUAUUUCAUCAAUUAGUUGGUGUAUCAAGUUCAUAUAGAAAUCCCUUAUGUCCACGGGUGGUUAAUCUUAUCCUCUCUUUGGAUCAGAGUACAGAAAAUGUUACACAGAAUAUGAAUUCAACCGGCCUACUAAAUAUAUUGGCUUGUCCAAUUUUAACAACUGGUGCUGUAUUAAAUGGAAGUGGUUUACCAUUAGCAAUGGAAAUUUAUAAUUUACACAAUGAUAUGAGAAAUAAUUCACUGGAAAUUAAAAAAACAGAUUAUAAUAUUAAUGUGCGUAUUACAUCAGAUGCAGAACUAGGCCUACAAUCUGUGAUAUCAGUAUUGGGUGUAAAAUCUCGUGUACCGGAGAAAUUGUUCACCUAUUUUAUUGAAGGUCAACGUGCACAAGAAGACGCUUUAGCUCUCUAUCUCUUUCAUAUAUAUCGAGAUGAUAUACCGAAAUUGGAUCGAAUACUUGCCAGACUACUUGAUCGUUAUUACAAUCCGCAUUUUAAGUCACCACCUUUAUGGGCUUGUUUAAACUUGGAUUCUCGUGAAUUAAUGAAUUUUCAGUCGUCUAAUGUAGGUUAUAAUUCAGUUCCUGAACUGGCGGAGAUCAUUAAACAUGAGAAUAAAUCUUUUGCGUCACAAAAUUCAGCUAUUUCUGUUGCUGCUACUGCUUCUAAUCCUCCGAAUACCAUCAGCACUACAACCACUAUUAAUUCAGUCAAGUUGAACAGUUUAUCAACGAUAAGUCCCGUAACGAAUCCUGCGAUGUCUUCAAUGUCAAAUCCAACUUUUCAAAGUUUAAAUCAGUUAACGGAGGUUGAAACAGUUGUGUAUAGUAGUAGUAGCAAUGAUAAUAAUAAUAAUAAUGAUAAAAUUUCACCAGUAACUGAAAUAAAUUGUAAAGAAGGUGAUGAUAUCAACACUGGUGUAGAUGAAGUUACUCCACGUAUUCCCGAAGAUAAAUAUGCAUAUUCAGAUAUGCCUGAUACAUCGCCAGUUUCAGAUGGGGAUAACUCAUCUAAUAAGAUGAAACAGUAUGCAUCUGUUAAUAAUAUACCAUUAUCAUCGUUUGAUCCAGUCUCGGUCAGUGAAGACACGGAUACAUUAUCUGAUUCAAAGCUGGAUAACUUACGAUAUGCAGCUUUAUGCGAUCCACGUAGAAGAAUGUGUCAUUUCUCUGCAGUUGAUACUAGUGCACCAGAAACAACAAGUAGUGAUAAUUCACCUGAUGCAAUACGUCGAUUAAUUCUAGUUGGUCAAAAAUCGUCAGCUGCGUAUACAACUGAAAGUAGUGAUGGUGGAUGUGGAGAUAUUGCUGAACGUUAUAAACAAAUGUCUAUAAAUGAUUACACCUCGAAUUCAGUUUCUUUGUCUACAACAGCAACUUUGAUAGAAAGUAAAAAUUAUAAUAAACAUGAGAAUGAUAAACAAAUUUCAAUGGGCCAGAGUGGUAAAAUACAAUCGUCACGAUCACCUCCUUCUCCCUCUUCCUCCUCCACUGAUGUUGAUGAUGAUGGUGGUAAUGAAUGUAUUUCAACACAGAUUGCUAUUACGAAACAGUUAAUUAAUAAUGAUAGCAAUACUAAACCUUGUCAGGCAAAUUAUUUUCAAGAUGUAUCGGAUGACGUCAAUAUUCCUUCAGGUUCACAUAGUGAAAUUAAAAGUAAUACAAAGCGUAAUACCAAUUCAUGUAGAGAUUCAGAAUCCUAUCCUUUACCUCUUCGAAAUUUAUCGGCAACCACUGGUCCAUUUCGUUUACGUAUUGGCUGGCAUUGUCAUCUCAGACGCCCACCACCACAACCUUUAUCCGAUUCAAUGGCAUUUCAUGUCUUCCAACUGGCUAAAAAAAUUCGAGAAGGUGCUUGUGGACCAAGUGGUAAUGGAUCGAUGUUUGUAGCUGAGCCCGAAGCAAAUGACACUGUGCAUCGUAAUCUUCAAUUGGUUUCUUUCCAGUUGGGACUUUAUGGUUUGGGACUUUUCAAUGGUCUUCUGCCUUCAUGGCAAAAUCGUACAUUUUCAAGAAAUGGUGGAUGGAUUAGUCAACAAGUAUUUGAAAUCGGUAUACCGGCUGCUUGUAUUUUAUAUCAUUCUUGGCAACAACAUCUUACAGCUUCAGAGCUUGCUGCUAUUUCAUUCCAGUUAUCAAGAGAAAAUAAUCGUUCGCUUGUUGAUAUCGCUGCAGAACUUUGUCUUGCAAGUCUAUCACUAUGUAAUGUAUUGAGACCACAAGAAUUAUAUCGAGCAUUAGAACAAUGCGGUGAACAUUCAAGUCUUACACUUGAACGUGGUCUUUUAUGCACUGAAAAAAGUGUACAUCAAUCCUCCCAUGGUACUCUACCAGAAAUCUACUUCUUUUUAGCAAGAAGUUGGUUCUCUUUAUAUCAUUCUGUUACAAAAGAACAUGAACAAGCAUUGAAUUCACUAGAUAAUAUGAAUUUAAAUCAACAAUCAUUAUCAAAGAAUGUAAGUGAAGGUAAUUCUACACUAACUAAUACACCUCCACUUUCUUGUACUACUACAAUUACUACUAAUAAUAAUACUAAUACCGCUGCUGGUGCUGCUACAAUCACAGGAAAUUCUACUUGCAACACACUUUUAUCUGAAGGUAAUGUUCCACUGAGUAAUUCAGCUAUCCCUGUUCGUGAAAUAAAUAAUAAUACUGAUAAUAGUAAUAAUAUUAAUACUAAUAAUACAUCCGGUGUACCACCAUUAUGUGGUUCAACUGAUAUGGGUAGUGCGGGUAAUAGCAACUCAUUAAACAGUGAUUUAACCAAUGCAUGGAAUUAUUAUCAACCAGUUAACUUAUUUCAACCACCAAUUUUACGACCAGAUCAUCACCAUCAACAACGACAACAACAACCAUUUAUGUAUCCACCCUCAGUAUAUCCUAUCCAUCCAAACUAUUCCAACUUCUCACUUCGGCAACAGCCCCAACAACAACAACAACAGCAACAACCACAGUUCCCUCCUUUUCCGUACUAUCUAAACAUGUUUAACUUACAGCAAACACAACCACCAUCUCAACCACAAACACAACAACAACCACAGCAAACGAACAACUUAUUAAAUGUGAAUAAUUCACAGCCACAAUUGCAAUCUACACAUCAUGUACCGUGUUAUUUACCUCAAACACAAUUAGUAUCAUCAGUACAACCGAAUACAUCGUAUCCUUUUGGAAUACCGUCUAUACCUCAGGCAACACCGUUGGGUAAAAGUCUGGCAUCUGUACCUGUACAGAAACUACCAAGUAAUUAUUUCCUUCACCCGCAGUUUAUUCCAAACGCUAACCAUCCGACAUCACCAUCAUCUCAAUCGGCAAAUUUAAUUCAAAGCAGUCCAUUCGUUACUAUUGCACAUCAAAUUAAUCCUUCUAGUUCACUAUCUCCUACGAUUUCAAAUAACAUUUUACCAUGCAAUUCAUAUCAAACAUAUCCAACUGACCAAGUAAUUGAUCCAUCAGUAUACGCUUUCAAUCCUACAAUGGUUAUCCCAAAUAUUCAUCCAUCAUUGGUUUGUAAUGUUUUAAGUAACCCACCUCAGCAACAACAUCAACAGUCUGUGGAGUCUAUCACAUCUUCAUCAGCUUCCUCUAUAAACACUUACAACAACAAUGGUUGUAUUAAUACAUUAAAUCUUAAUGCAAUAACUGAUGCUACAGUGAUAUCAGGUAGCUCACUUUCAUCAGUCAUUUCAUCGACACUGACAUCAACAUGUCAAUUGACUACAUCGAGUACUGCGUCCAGUUCAGUUGUAGUACAUCCAUCAAUGUCUGAUCAAGGCUCUAUUUUAUCCGAAGGGGAUUCAUGUCGUUUAACUGAAUCAAUAGCUGAUGGAUUAGGUGAUGAUAACAAUCCUAAUUCGAAUAACAGUAAUGGUUCUAAUGAAGCAUCUUUAAAUAACAAAGAAAAAUUAUCUAAUACAUCAGUAAAAUCUACACUAAGUGAAUUACAAGCGUUGGAAGUGAAAUCACAAACAUAUUUGGUUAAGGCAUUCUUUUGUGCAAAAUGUGCUAUUAAGAAAAUGGCAGUUAAUCAAUCUGGCACCAGUUCGAAUUUCAAUCGUCAAAAUAAUACUAUUGUUGUUUCAAUGCCAUCAAAGAAUAUGCGUGGAAAACACUACUAUCAUAUGCAACAAAAUCAUCGUGGUAAUCUAACGCAUCAUUUUCAACGACGUUAUGCAACGCAACAUGAUGCUCCGUCUUCUUCUUCUCAUAACAACAAUAAUGCUAAUAAUCAUAAUCAUAAUAGUAAUAACAAUGGUGUAUCAGUAGCAAACAACAAUAUUCGUAGUAAUCUAAUCAAUGAUGAAGUUAAUUCAACUAAUUGUUUGACAUCAGAGAAUUCAUCAUCAUGGUAUUUUAUGCCUAGUGUGUCUUCAUCGUGUGGAUCGAAUCAAAUCAAAGUACCAUCAAGUGUUAGUGCAUAUUUUAAUCUGACUAAUUCGACCACUUCAAAAUCGUGUGAUUCACAUAUCCUAUGGACUUUAGAUGUAGCCAGUAGUCUAGGUCCUAUGGCUGUGAAUGAAUACUGCAAUUUAGUUUUACAGUGUGUCACCUGUCCAUUGUUAAUGGAACAAAUAACCGCUAGAGUCAUUGACUAUUAUGAGAAACGUAUGAAGGAGAACACAUCUACUACUACGGGUACAGUUUGUGGUGGUCCCAGUGUUGUUGGUAAUAGUUGUGUCAAUAAUGCUUCUAUCACGAAUCCAUCAUUUGACCAACAUAAUUAUUUUGGUAUUCAGUCAUCCAACGAUGUUAUUUCUGAGACUGCUGAUAAAAAUAUUAACUUUUGUCCAAACACAUCUCGAAAUUUCGCCGAUCAUUCUCAUAUGCCCAAUCAGUUGUGGACCACACUGCCGUCUAUGACUACAUCUAACUGGCCAAUAAAUACAAAUGUUCAGAAUCCACAGGAUUUUAUUCCAAUUAUCCCUGUACCUUAUUCUCAUUCAGAUCCAAACAAUAUGGCUUCCUCAUUUAACUAUCACUCAUUCUUACCACCUUCAAUUCACCCGUCAAAUAUACCGUGGUCACAUCCUACUGGACCUAUGAAUUACCCUGUAUUACAACAAAAUUUAUAUUCAAAUCAGUUACAAGAAAAUAUUUGUCAAUUUCAACAAAUGAAUUUAAAUUCUGAACUGAAUAUAAAUUCUAAUUCUUAUAUUAAUUCUAACAAACCAACUAAUUUAGGGCAUCCAUUAAACCGACCACCUUAUCAAACGCCAAUACAAUGGCAAAUGAAUGCGCAACCGUACAUUCGUCCUUUCCUUCAAACUUAUGCAUACAUGAAUUCAGUUACACCACCGGCUGCAACCACUUCAUCUCAUACUACUAAUUACACUGGGACUGAUGAACAAACAAAGUCAAAUGCAAAUGAAUUUACUGGUAGAGAUGUUGUAGAGAAUUUAAUCAAUCAAACGCAUACUUUAUUUCAAAAGUACAUUGGUCAAAGACUUCAGUUUAUUGGACAAAGUCAAGCUGAAUGGGAUGAAUUCGUUGAUCUUGUUUUAAAAGCAUAUAAUGUUCAUUUAAGUAUGCCAGCUAUUGAUUGUGGAUUACAUUGGAAUAAUUUACUCACUCGUAUUCGUCGUCAUCCAAAGUGUAGUCCAGCUUUAUGGCAGCGUAUACUUGCUGGUAUACAAACAGCUGAUUUGAAGAGAUCGGCAUAGACUCUUCUUCCUUCUUUUUUUCUUGUUGUUGUUGUGUUUAUUGCUCCAUUCCCUUAUCCCCAUCGAUUUCUUUUUCUGUCUAUAGCCUUUUUUUCUCUUACGAUUAUUGUUGUUGUCAUUGUCUUCGUCGUUAUCGUUUUCGUAUUAAUUACUUUUACUAACUUAUAUAUACAAUUUAUUCGUCUAUUUGUCUCACCUAUGUACUUAUCCUUUUUGAAUACAACUAACUUGCCAUAUUUUCCAAUUUAUGGGCUAUAUUUACACUUUUUCUUGUCUAAAUCAACGUUUCUUUCUCCUUUCUUGCAUCUUCAGCCCUACUUUUUCCUCUUAUUUUUACUCUACCUUUACUUUCAUAUAUUCGUUAUGCGUUUGCUAAACAUGUUACUUAUUUGUGUAAAAAGCAAUACAUUGAAAAGAGUUAUCAGAAAAAAGAAACUAUCAAACUAUGAUAGUGUUGUAAAACAAUGGCCUUCUCGUCUGUCUGACGCAUACACACACACACAUGAUCAUUCCCAAUUUCCUCAUUGUCAUCACCAUACUACCACCACUAAAAGUGCUCAAUCGUAUAUUCUCUUUUAAGCAUUAUCUGUUUUGAUAGUCGUUGUAGUUUUUAAAAUAGUUAACGGUUGUUAGUGAAAUAUACCUUUUUUUAAAAAGAAAAAACGGAAGAAAAUCAUGACUUUCUUGUGUUUUUCUUUCUCUUCUUCUUCUUCCAAUGGUGGUCAUCAUCGUAUUUCUGUCAUAUUAUGUAUGUGUGGAGUUAUGUGUACAAUUCGAUGUAUCUCUGAUCAUCUCAUAUGUGUAUUUUAAGUAUUGUUGUAUUCCUUCUUAAUUAUGUAUUUUUUCUGUUGUUGAUGUUGUUGUAUAUGUAAGCAUGUGUAUUUUUGUCCACUACUAGUGCUAAAAUAACUCCAUUGAUCAUUAUAACUCUCAUCUUUACCACUGUCAUCACUUAUAUAUAUAUAUAUAUAUAUAU
Molecule: messenger RNA, 10490 nt
Organism: Trichobilharzia regenti
Lineage: Eukaryota; Metazoa; Platyhelminthes; Trematoda; Strigeidida; Schistosomatidae
Source: the annotation of a GenBank genome assembly